AUGCAAAGAUCCCAGGCUGGGACCAGCACAGGGAGAAAGGAUCCCAGAGUAGACUCAACGUUCACUAUCUGUCCAUCUCCCUAUAGCUCCCAGAAUGGUGAUGAAGGAGGCACCUGGCCCAACAAUCAAUUUGACACAGAGAUGCUUCAGGCAAUGAUCCUGGCUUCUGCCAAUGAAGCUGCUGAUGGAAGUUCGACCCUUGGCGGUGGUGCAGGCACCAUGGGGCUGAGUGCCCGCUAUGGGCCCCAGUUCACCCUGCAGCAUGUGCCUGACUAUAGGCAGAACGUAUACAUCCCGGGCAGCACUGCCACCUUGGCCAAUGCCGCUGGGAAGAGAGAUGGCAAG
Vombatus ursinus (common wombat) is the source of this 345-nucleotide messenger RNA. RefSeq names its product protocadherin gamma-B6-like. The transcript is spliced from 2 exons. The annotation marks the transcript as partial. NCBI's taxonomy places the organism in Eukaryota, Metazoa, Chordata, Mammalia, Diprotodontia, Vombatidae. The record is from RefSeq and is a predicted model, not a curated record.